Messenger RNA from Adelges cooleyi (spruce gall adelgid), 1500 nucleotides. Its product is annotated as reticulon-4-interacting protein 1 homolog, mitochondrial-like. Lineage: Eukaryota; Metazoa; Arthropoda; Insecta; Hemiptera; Adelgidae. Bases 179 to 1378 code for a protein of 399 amino acids. Gene Ontology annotation, molecular function: zinc ion binding; oxidoreductase activity. Gene Ontology annotation, cellular component: mitochondrion. The transcript has 6 exons. The record is from RefSeq and is a predicted model, not a curated record.
AGACGGCGUCGUUAUCUUUCGAUCUGACGGCCGGCGAUAACUGAUAACAGACCGAACAAUUUCGACAAGACAAGACAACAGAUAAGAAGUACUGCGUCCGUUGUUUCGUUACACUUUACACGCAGAACGCUCAGCGACAUUUGCACGCCACCGUAGGUUCUUCGUGUCCACGACCAACAUGACCGCUACCACCGCUGACGUUACGUGCACGCCUGUGUUGGACGACCAAAUAGUGGCCAACAGUGCCAGUUGGUCGCCGAAAAUGUUGGCAUGGCAAGUGCACUCAUACGGCACCCUGGACGAUCUGGUCCUAACCAACAACGCCAGAUCGCCCGUCGUGAUCGGCCCCAAAGACGUUUUGGUACGCGUCAAAGCGUCAUCUGUCAAUCCGCUCGACGUUUUAAUGACCGAGGGCUACGGGCAAGUCGUGUUGGGCACGAUUCGUCAAGCACAACAAAAAUCGUUACACAAACCAGUCGAGUUUCCGUUGACUCUCGGAAGAGAUUUCGCCGGCGAAGUCGUCGCCAAAGGAGCUAACGUUACAAAAGACUUGAAAAUUGGCGAUCUAGUCAUGGGCGUCGUUCCCCCUUUUCACCAAGGCUGUCACGCCGAGUUUGUUUCAGCUCCACAAAGCUUAGUAGUUAAAAAGCCAGUCCAUAUGUCCAAUGAAGAAGCGGCCGGUUUACUAUACACGGGUUUGACUGUGUAUAGUGCAUUGAAAGUAGCUGGCGGACUAUAUGUUUUAAACGCUACUAACAAAAGCGUACUCGUGAUCGGCGGGUCUGGCGGUGUCGGAAGUUGUGCUAUACAGUUGUUGAAAUCCUGGGGCGCUAAGGUAACUACCACAUGCAGUACAAAUGCCAUAGAUCUAGUAAAAACACUUGGACCGGACAAUAUCGUCGAUUAUACUUCUUCGGAUAUGAAAGAGCAAUUGGAACAAUUCGGAAAAUAUGACCUAAUAUUAGACGCCGCCGGUAUACCCUUCGAAGAAAUAAGUUCUUUUACGCCUUUGCUGAAAGGCUGGAGUUGUAGCGGUUUCAUAACUCUGCGAAGUCCUAUAUUGAAGAACACAGACUCGUACGGACUGUUCGGCGGAAUGUUGAAGAACGCCUACGAUUUAGUUGUACCCAACGUGCUGUCGGGUGCAAUUUUCAAAGGUUCCACCAUACGGUGGGGUGCAUUUAUGCCUCUGGAAGGAGGUGUUAACGAGUUGGCACAAUUAGCAGAGGAAAAGAAAAUGAUCGUCCCCCUCGACAAAGUAUAUAAGUUCAUGGACCUGAAAGAAGCGUACAAAAAGGUACAACAAGGACAUCUUCGAGGCAAAGUCAUCGUUACAUUUGAUCAAGAAAGCAUAGACAGAGCUAAAUUAACCUGUUGAAAUUCCUCAUUUUUUUUAAUACCAUUCACUCCACUAUUCUCGUUGUUAGCUGUUAUAUUAUUAUUAUUAUUAUUUGUAUAAAACAAAUAAUUGUUGUUGUAUGAUUAGAAAUUAAAUUUAAA